AAGCAACAUAGUCGACGUCGCCGCCACCAUCUGCAAUUGCCUUUGUCUCUCCAUAUGCGCGCAUUACGAACUUUUUUCGCGAACCUCACACGCAGCGCACCGAAACGUGAAUACGCACGGGUCCACGACAUCACAAUCAAGUGGGACAGAGGAGCCAGUCCGACACCAAAGCAAGAGAACCACGACACUGAGGCCAUGUCUUUGAACGUCUUCAAGCAACCCCUCGCGCUGCACUCAACGCAGCCCCUCACAGGCUUCACCCGCACCGGCUACUGCGAGGUGCCCGCCUCGGACGCUGGAAAUCACUCCAUAGCGGGUAUCGUGUCCAAGGAGUUUCUCGACUUUAGCGCGUCCCGCGGCAAUGACUUGCGCCAGAUUGGGCUCAAGGAUGGCUGCAAGUGGUGUCUUUGUGUGAGCAGAUGGAAGGAGGCGUUUGAUGCGAGGACGGGGCAUGACGAUAAAAAGGUUCCCAAGGUGGUGCUUAAGGCGACGAAUGAGAAGGCGUUGGCGCGUGUUACGUUGGAGGAUUUGAAGGGUUUUGCUGUGGAUAAGGAGUAGGGGGAUUCUGGGGUGGGAAUGUAGUGGGAUAGAGGGUAUGGAGGGUAGAGGUAGUCGUGGAAGUGAUGCGUUUCUCGUACAUUGUUAGAAUUUGCUGCUUUCGGUUCACCAUGGAUAUGGAUUGGAUUGAAGUGUUAGUCGUGCACUCGUUUGCGGUAGAGAAAACUAUAUGACUAGA
This is a messenger RNA of Pyrenophora tritici-repentis Pt-1C-BFP, 736 nucleotides long. RefSeq lists its product as uncharacterized. The record is from RefSeq and is a predicted model, not a curated record. Lineage: Eukaryota; Fungi; Ascomycota; Dothideomycetes; Pleosporales; Pleosporaceae.